GAGCUGGCCAACAACCCACGGGGAGAAACCGUGAUCACUCCUCUUACGUAGCUAGAACAAUGCUGAGAUUGAUAAUUAAUAAUCAUAUGUCCCUCUUCAUGGAAGCACAUGUUCGGGCUUGGGAAUGAGAACUACUCCUACCUACCCAGACAUAAGAUUCUUCAUAAACCAUCCCCAGCAAGACCUCAUGAGAAUUAUCUACCUACCUAAACCAUGGCUCCUUCACGACUGAGUCUUUCCGAGCUUGCCGUCAAGCUCGCUACUGACGGCCCAACAAAGCAAGAGCCGGCUAAUCGCCGUGUCCGUGGCCUUCUCGGUGGACACUGGCUCUUCGAUACCACUGACGCAGUCUACGUCUGGGAGCACCAGUAUUAUCCCGUCUUCUACAUCCCCCUGAAGGCUCUAGAUGCUGGCCCAGGGGAAAUCUCCAAGGGCAAGACGGAUGAGAAGGGGUUCUGGAUCGGCACCCUCCAUCUCGAUGGCCGAGACAUCCAAGUGGCGGGCUUCUCAAAGGGCCCGUUGGACGGCCUGGUGAAGAUUCCGGCGGAGUCGCUCGACUCGUGGUUCGCCGAGGACGAGAAGCUCCUGGGCACGCACCCCAAGGACCCGUACACGCGCAUCGAGUGCCUCCCGUCGUCGCGCGAGGUGCGCAUCGAGGUCGGCGGGAUCGUGGUCGCGCGCAGCGCCAACAACGUCUUCCUCCACGAGACGCGCCUGCGCACGCGCCACUACCUGUCCCCGACAUCGGUCGUCGACUGGGGGGCGCUGGUGCCUAGCGACACGACCAGCUUUUGCCCGUACAAGGGCCAGGCGAGCUAUUACCACCUCCGGGUCGGGGGUAGGGAGAUUAGGGAUGCAGUGUGGUAUUACACGUACCCGACGGCGGAGUCUGCUGCGAUUCAGAACCGGCUGUGCUUCUAUAAUGAGAAGGUUGACGUGUAUAUUGACGGGGUGAAGGAGGAGAAGUAGAUCUGGCCUUGCUGGGCCAGGCCUAGCUAGGCUUGAUAAAAUGGCGUAAGUCGAGAUUGUUUCGCUGGUUAAUGCUAUUACAAAUAAAAUGCCCAAAUAAAACCCUCGUCUAUCCAAAACUCCCCCGUCAUAGUCGUUGC
Phialemonium atrogriseum is the source of this 1109-nucleotide messenger RNA. Its product is annotated as DUF427-domain-containing protein. NCBI's taxonomy places the organism in Eukaryota, Fungi, Ascomycota, Sordariomycetes, Cephalothecales, Cephalothecaceae. The record is from RefSeq and is a predicted model, not a curated record. The transcript has 5 exons. Bases 214 to 969 code for a protein of 251 amino acids.